Messenger RNA from Dracunculus medinensis (Guinea worm), 258 nucleotides. Lineage: Eukaryota; Metazoa; Nematoda; Chromadorea; Rhabditida; Dracunculidae. The record is from the annotation of a GenBank genome assembly.
AUGGGUGUAAUAUUGCCUUUACUUGUUGGAACAAUAUUCUGGUUACUUGUUGGUGCUGUUGGACCAUUUUUAGCACCAAAAGGAGUAAAUAGAGGAUUAAUUCAAACGAUGAUUGUUUUAACAGCGGCUUGUUGUUGGUUAUUUUGGAUUCUUGUAUAUCUGCAUCAGUUAAAUCCUCUUAUUGGUCCUCAACUUCCGGUUAAAACCAUUAAAUGGAUUAGCGAAAAAUGGGGAAAUGCACCUCAAUUCGUUAAUUAA